Chlamydomonas reinhardtii is the source of this 2165-nucleotide messenger RNA. RefSeq lists its product as uncharacterized. The coding region runs from base 206 to 1720 and encodes 504 amino acids. The transcript has 11 exons. The record is from RefSeq and is a predicted model, not a curated record. Lineage: Eukaryota; Viridiplantae; Chlorophyta; Chlorophyceae; Chlamydomonadales; Chlamydomonadaceae.
UACGACAGAUACAUCUCAAUGCCUUAGUGCUGCAUUUUACUGUCGCUGCCCUUCAACAGCUGUCGCGCGCAGCUCCUCAGCACCUUCGGCCUUGACAAGCACGUCAUUCCACGCCGCUCUUAACACUUGCAUUACACAUUUACCACAAACAUACCAGUGCUAGCAAGUAGCUGACCAGGGCUCGGUCAGCUGCAACUCGGCAACGAUGCCCCCAAAAGACCCCGAGGAACGGGUUCCCUACACCGCAGUGCUAAGCGACAAGUAUGUUCAGAAGAAGCUUGCGUCGCUGGGCCAGUAUCUGCUGGGCGAGCACAACCCGUCUCGCAGAAUCCGUGACAUCUCCGGAGUUCUGCCUAUGUACGUUGAACUCGGCGUCUCGUGCUGGGCGUACUGGGUGUUCCUUAUAAAGGUCCUGCUGGUGGCCUUUAACGUGACAGCUAUCUUCUGCGCGUUCCUGACCUACAAGGCACCAGCGACCAAAGACUGGCAGUACACUGAGCCCAGCCAGGUCGUUGCCUGGCUAGAGUUCCUAGGCAUCUGCUGGUAUCUUUUGUGGUUCCUGUGGCGCUGCCUCAAGGUAGUGUGGGCGUGCUUCCAGGAAUGGCGCUCGCCGCACGACCAGGUCUACGUCCGCAACCUGGCCGUGAGCUCUGCUGUGCGGCUUUGGUACAAGGCCGGCCUCAAGCUGGACUUUAACCUGCUCAUGUUCAUCCGCUACAUCAGCCCGCCCGCAGUGGCCCUUGCGCUUCAGAAGGCGCGCAAGCGGGUGUACGGCACCUUCGGCACCCGCGUGCACCGUCAAAACUGCUGUGUGGACUGCAUGUGCUGCUGCUGCUUCUACAGCCGCCUGGCGCUGUGCAGCCUGGUGCAGACGGUGGCAGUGGUGCUGUUUGCGGGCGUGGCGCUUAUGGCGGUGCUUAUCAAGGUGCUGCAGCUGCGCUUCCUGGGCCAGGUGCCCAUCGACCACUGGAGCAUCACAGAGCUGCUGCUCUUUGGCCAGUUUGUGGUCAACAUGGCGUGCCUUGAUACGCGGCAGAAGAGCAAGCGCAAGGGCAAGCUGGAGCUGUUGUUUGACGGCGCAGACGCGGAGGAGGCCGUGGGCGAGCGCAAGGCCAAGAGCCUCGUGGACAACCUGGCGCUGCUGGUGCUGCGCUACCGUUACAGCCUGCUGACGGCGCUGGUGGCGUAUCACUCGCUGACUGCCGACGACAUCAGCUACGUGUACAUUGAGGACCUGGUGGAGGCCAGCAAGCCGCGCAACAGAGUGCGACACGAGCAGUACAAGACCAGGGCCAAGCCGCAGGGCCCGAGCGGCGGCGGCGCAGCCAAGGGCAGGCGCCAGGCUGCGGAGGCUGCGGACAGCAUGACGUACGACAACCCCGGGUACAACGCUGGCUAUCCCGGCUACCCAGGAUACACCGAGAUGGCGGGCAUGGGCGCCGCUGCAGCAGCCGGUGCCAGCGCUGGCAAUGCGCUGUACCCGGGGCAAGUGCUGGUGCAGAUCUCGCCGCGGCGGCGGCCGGCACAGGAGACGCCGCCGUCGGUGCAGGAGCCGCCUACAGCAGCUGAUGGACGGGGGGCGCAGGGCCCGCUGGGCCGCUUCCCGCAGGACUUCUACACGCACGGGUACGCGGUGGGCGCGCCGGUGCACGGGUACAACCCGCAGGAGGUGCUGAAGACUAAGUACGAGCAGCAGCUGUGGGGCGUGCAGGCAUCUUGAACUGGCUUCAACCGGCGGGACGAUAGGGUAACAAAAGAAGUGAUGGUAUAGCGGGAAGGCGAUGCACCGCGCGCCACACGAAUGGAGUGGUUCAGAGCUGAAUAUCAUAUGACUUGAAUGCGGUAGUUGAAAGCACGCAAUCAUCAAGCAGGAGGCGGCAUGGAGUGGACAGGACGAGGGGUGGAGUGGGAGGGGUAGCCUCGUGGGGUAGCCUAGGGCUAGGGGGGUCUACGGCAAAUGGGGUGGGGCCUUCGGUGAGGCCAGGAGUCGGCCACUCGGGCCUAACACUUAAGACUUGUGAAUGCACUGGGGCAUCAAACUGUAGUUCCGGUAGGCCUAUUCACUGCAUCAUACUGUAGUUCCGGUAGGCCUAUUCACUGCAUUGUGGAAGUGCCGCGCUGCCCGUUCCUCUGCGAUGUUGCCCAAGACGCCCGAGUUCCAUUUU